AUGUCGGACUACGCGGCGAGCAAUCACUCGCCCCUCGCGCAGGAGACCGGGAAAGAUGAGAUGAGCGACUGCUGGGACGACGAGACGCGUUCGCUCGACUAUGAGGAGGACGAUACUGCGCAGGAGGAUGACUACAUACCAACGGACGAAGCCGACACCGAGAGCGAGCAUGAAGAGCAGGACGAGGCUGUCCGGGAAGACAUGAGGAAGCUGCAGGACGAGGCAAUACUGCGUGGAAAAUUCAGACUUAUUAACCGCGUCGGAGAGGUAUACAAGGCACAGGAUCUGACCUGGGACGAAGGUGCAUUCCAGGCCGACCUGCUGGACCCGAGCAAGACUCUCCGUGGAAUGAAGAAGCAAUACGUUGCCCUCAAAAAGAUAUAUGUCACCAGCAGCCCUGCUCGAAUUUUGAACGAGUUGGAGAUUCUCCAUGACCUGCGUGGGCACCCCGCCGUGUGCCAUAUCAAAGCCGCAUUCCGGCUUGACGAUCAGGUCAUUGCUGUCCUGCCAUAUUUCCCCCACACAGACUUUCGCUUGAUGUUCCGCACUUUUCUCGUUGAGGAUAUGCGGCACUACUUCAAGUCUCUCCUGGAAGGCCUUGCUUUUGUGCAUAAACUGGGGGUCAUUCACAGAGACAUCAAACCUACGAACUUCUUGUAUAAUCCAAAGCUUCGCCGUGGAGUCUUGGUGGAUUUUGGCCUUGCAGAGAUAAUGGACUCCAUCCGCUACUCCAAACAAGCUCCUGUUGGAUAUCCAAGAAAUGAUACCAGGCCUUCUCGGCGAGCCAAUCGAGCGGGAACUCGCGGAUUCCGCGCUCCGGAAGUCCUCUUCAAAUGUACUAGCCAAACCACCAAGCUUGAUGUGUGGUCGGUCGGCGUGAUUCUCCUGACAUUCCUAGCCAGACGCUUCCCAUUCUUUCACUCAAUGGAUGAUGCUGAUGCUCUCAUUGAGAUCGCAAGCAUCUUCGGAAAGAAUAAGAUGCAACUGACAGCAGCAGAACACGGCUUGGUGUUUGAUACCACCAUCCCUACAAUAUUACCAAAGGGCCACUCUUUGGAACGAAUCAUACGGUGGUCGAGCUCUGUCGUCGAACUGACCGGCAGAGAGCUUCAAGCGGUAAAUCUCUUGGAGAAGAUACUCGAGCCGAGCGCGAUAAUGAGGUGGAGUGCAGAGGGAGCGUUAUAUCACGACUUCUUCAACAACCCUCAGGGCGCUGACCUCCCUUGGGGCGGAGAAGACCCCGAGAACCUGGAACAUCACUCGGCCCAGGGCGACGAUAACGACGACACUGCAUGCGAUGCCGGCGACGAGGUGAAACUUAUCUAA
Trichophyton benhamiae CBS 112371 is the source of this 1326-nucleotide messenger RNA. Its product is annotated as cell cycle protein kinase, putative. The coding region runs from base 1 to 1326 and encodes 441 amino acids. The transcript has 4 exons. Gene Ontology annotation, cellular component: nucleus. Gene Ontology annotation, biological process: protein phosphorylation; mitotic DNA damage checkpoint signaling. NCBI's taxonomy places the organism in Eukaryota, Fungi, Ascomycota, Eurotiomycetes, Onygenales, Arthrodermataceae. Gene Ontology annotation, molecular function: ATP binding; protein serine/threonine kinase activity. The record is from RefSeq and is a predicted model, not a curated record.